GAUGAUGUGCACAUCAACUUCACUAAGGAAGAGUGGGAUUUACUGAAUCCUUCCCAGAAGAAUCUCUACAAAGAUGUGAUGCUGGAGACCUACAGGAACCUAACUACUAUAGGAUACAUUUGGGAAGACCUUAACACUGAAGAGCAUUGUCAAUGUUCUAGAAGACAUGCAAGACUGGGCUGGAACCCACUCCUGAUCUGAAACAUGGGGAAAAUUGUCAGAUAAUCCAGCAGUCCUAUGGAAAGAGAAAACCAAACAGGAGGUAGAAACUUUCUCCUCCUGGGAUUCACCGAAGACUCUGACCUGCAGUCCUUCUUCUUCGGGUUGCUUCUCUCCAUGUACCUCGUCACCAUCACAGGCAACCUACUCAUCAUCUUGGCCAUCAUAUUAGACCACCACCUGCACAUGCCUAUGUACUUCUUCCUCUCCAACCUGUCCUUAGCUGACAUCGGCUUCACCUCCACCACCAUCCCAAAGACUCUACUGAAUAUCCACACCCAAAACAAACUCAUCCCCUUCACAGGCUGCAUCACGCAGAUAUUUUUUUUCAUUGUGUUUGGAUGUCUAGAUAAUUUACUCCUAACAGUGAUGGCCUAUGACCGCUUCGUGGCCAUCUGUCAUCCCCUGCACUAUGCCGUCAUAAUGAAUUCUUGCUUCUGUGUGAUGCUGGCUCUUGGGUCCUGGUUAAUCAGUGUCAUGAGUUCCCUGCCUGAGACCUUGACUGUGUUAAGGCUGUCUUUCUGUACAAACAUGGAAAUCCCACACUUUUUCUGUGAUCUUCCUGAAGUCCUGAAGCUGGCAUGUUCUGACACCCUUGUCAAUAACAUUGUGGUAUAUUCUAUAACUAUAGUUAUAGCUGGUUUCCCUUUCUCUGGGAUUCUAUUGUCUUAUUCUCAGAUUGUCUCCUCCAUUCUAAGAAUUCCCUCCACUGGGGGCAAGUACAAAGCCUUUUCCACCUGUGUGUCUCACCUCUUGGUGGUCUUCUUGUUCUACAGCAAUGGUCUUGGAGUCUACCUCAGCUCUGCAGCCACAUCAUCUUCUAGAAUGAAUCUGAUUGCCUCAUUAAUGUACACUGUGGUCACUCCCAUGUUGAACCCCUUCAUCUACAGCCUGAGAAACAAAGAUAUGCAGAAGGCAUUGGGAAAACUCCUUAAUAAGAUGGUGUUUCUUGGCAAAGGGACCAUAUCAGGACCCCCAUAAAUAGCAAUUCAAUGAAAUCAGAAAACAUAUCUAAGGUAGUGACUAAACAUCAUCUAAGGUAGUGACUACAUUUUUUCAGAAACAAGAUUUAUAUUGUUUUUUAUUUAUUCUUGAGAAUGUUGUGUAUACACAUAAAUAUGAUCAUAUAUCAAAGGUCUCAGAUGUGGGCUUAAGAGGGCACUGAGACAAAUCUGGGGGUCAAGUAGUUGAUUAGAAGAGUUAUUAACAUCAUGGACAGAGCAGCAGGCAGAAACAGCAUGACGUGGGCUCUGAGAGGAGUUCAAGCCCUAGCACCAGAGACAGACAGCAUGUCAAUAUCUCUAAUGAGGAUAUUAAGACCCAUGUUGUAGAUUCUAGGUCCCUUAUUACAACUCUCUGAGAAAGAUGUAGUUCUCUCUGACAAAGGGGAUGAUGCUCACAGCACAAGUCUGAAUCCUAACUCUCUAAUUCCCAGGUGAGAAAGGUAAGGGGCAGGAUAUGUGGUCACCAGUACCUCCUCUGAUGUGAGUUCAUUUCUAUUAGAAAUCUGUUAGCUAAAUAUUCAUAGAUGGUGCCCUUAGUGAGGUACCUUCCAACAUCUGUAAGAGAAAAAGGGCUGCUUCGGGUAUUAGGGGCCUUAAACAAGAGUCUGGUCUUGAUUCAAACACUAUAUUCAUUUAAUAUUCACACACACACACACACACACACACACACACACAUGUUUUACUCUUCAAAUUCUCCUCCAACCCCCCAUCAAUGUUACCUGCUCCCAGUAUGAACUCCUUUUCUUUCUUUUUUAUUAAACCACUAAGUUCAAUUAAUGCUGCCGGUAUGUGCAUUGGUAUGGGACCAUUUGUAAGAGCAUGGGCAACCUACCGGUGGCCACAUGCCUGAAAAGGAACAAUUCUGUCUCCCCCAGCAGUCAACAACUCCCAAAACUCCUCAGUUAGGGGCAGAUCCUCAUGAUUCCCUUUCUUUUCCAUCAUGGAAAACAAAUGUAGUACCACAUGAAAUCAGGGGAGGGAGCAACAGGGUUCUUCCAAAAUUACCAAUUCUGAAGUGACUUUCAUAAUGCGUUUUAUUAAGUCCCAGACAUAGAAUUCAAAAGAAUGAUUAUAAGAAUGUUUAGGAAAAAAAAUUUCAAGAAAAUGUUUAGAAAAUCAAAGAGGAUAUUUACAAACCCCUGAAUUAAUUUGAAGAGAUUAUAAAUAAAGAGCUAAAUGACAUAAGGAAGCCAAUACAGGAUAUAAAGAUGGAAGUAAAGAGAAAUUUAGAUUAAAAUUAAAAUUUUGAUAAUGAAAAGCUUCAAUAAAUUAAUUUUUAAUUAACAAAAUCUCUAAUGAGUAAGGUGGAAGAGAGACUGAGAAGUUGAAGAUAAGGAAGAUGAAAUGGAGCCUUCAAACUAUAAAAUUCAGAAUAUAUAAAUAAAACCUAAAGAAUCUAAGAGACACCACUGAAGGGUGAGGUACAUGCACAUAUGUAUGCAAGCAAGAGGUUGAUAUCAAGUAUCAAGUGUCUCCCUCAGUCUCUCUUCACUUAUAUUUUGAGACAUGGUCUCUCAUUGAACCUGGACAUUACUAAUUCAUCUAGACUGGCUGGCUAGCCAUCCCCAGAAGCCUGUCUCUGUUUUCCCAGCACUGGGAUUAUAAGUACGUAUUUAUGCACCCAGCUUUUUCAUGAGUCCUGGGAGACUGACCUCACUUCCUUGGUGUAGGACCAUGGUCUGUAUUCUGUCAAUUAUAUUUUAAAUAAAUGCUGAUUGGCCAGUAUCCAGGCAGAAAGUAUAUGGAGGACAACCAGACAGGAAGUAGAGAUGGGUCAAGGAGAACAGGAGAAUUCUGGGAAGGAGGAAGCCCAUUCCUCUACAGUCCUGUCCAGACACAGAACAAGCAAGAUGUGACUACGCUUCUGAAAAAGGUACUGAGCUAACACAGGCAAGAAUAAUGGGCUAAGGUAAGUUAUAAGAGUUAAUAAGAAGCCUGAGCUAAUGGGCCAAUCAGUUUAUUAUUAAUGUAGGCCUCUGGGACUUAAUGACUGUGGGAAGCAGGCAGAACAGAAACCUCAGACAACAAAUGGUGCCCAACGUGUGAAUGACUGCAUCCACAUAAAGCCUGACAGAGCUUGGGAAGUAAUUCUAGACAAAAAAUAUAGAGUUAAGCAUGGCUUAUUGAUAGCAGCAUUUUCUCAGAUGGGCUCUGCUCACUAGAGGCAAGCACACUCAUUUAAGAGAGGCUUCCUGAUUCAGCUUUAGCUGCAAAACCUUGCAACUCUUUUAAGAGGUCCUGCCGAGAAACACUUAAAUGGUGCUGAUAAAAAGCUGACCACAUGCUUUUUAGUUUCAGUCCUUGUCAGAAAAUAAUUAUAAAUACACAUUAAAGACAAAUACAAAUGGAAAAGAAUCUCUAAAUGGGUCAUAGUGUUGGAUAAAUGUACAUAGGCUUGGAAGAGAAAAGGAAAAAUGUAUAGACAGUUAAAUAAAACAAAGUCUUUAAAGAGACAGAGUACAGACAGCCAUAGAUUAAAGGAGUAAUUAUAAUAAAAUAAAUAUUAAAAAGUAAUAGAGUAAAAAAUAAGCCACAUAAAGAUGGAAUAUACACAGAGUCUGGAUUAUGUAUAUUAUUGUGUUUUCCUUGAAUUUUUUUUACUGUGAAGGAGCUAAGUACAGAGAGACAUUUCAUUGUAUGGGCUGCUAAGCUAAACCAGCGUAUAUAUUCUAAAGCUAUCUUGAAUACAAAAUAUGUGUCUAAGGAUAUGUUCUUUGGAAAAGAGGUUCUUCUUUUGUUUCUACAGAGGAUGAGAACCAGUAGAUUAAUUCCAGGCUAAUGUGGUUUGAUGGAUGAAGAACCCCCAAAAGGUUCCUGUGAACACCCCCAAAAAUUACUUUGCCCAACAAACAGCAAGAAACACUUUGGAGAGGACUCUGCCCAUAUUCCCAAAUAUUGUUUGUAAAUUUUUCUUUACAUUUAAAGGAGGAUAUGCUAUAAGGAUUUGAAUUGUUAUGGAUCUUGGUUUAUUGAGACAAAUUUAAGGUCAAUUUUGUUAUACUGUAGGUAGAUAGAUAGAUAGAUAGAUAGAUAGAUAGAUAGAUAGAUAGAUAGAUAGAUAGAUAGAUAGAUAUUUCUGCUCUUGAUUAAGGUAUUUUGUUUGGAAGAUAAUUUAAAAGUGUAAUAUAUAUAUAUAAUUAAGAAAUAUAGGUUAAUAGAGAUUCAUAUAUAAUAGUCAAGCUUGUAGUCAUGUUCGUUGGGUUUUCUAGAUAUAAGAGAUAUAUUUCAGUUAGAUAUUCUUCAAUUCUUUCAGACACCUACAGAAUAUGGCAUUUAAAAUGUUUUAAGAACUUAGGACCUUUCAUGACAAUGAGACACAGCUGUUCCUGGCAGCGCCAAUCUACUUCAAGAAGAAGAUGGACAUCGAAGAGGCUCCUUAUGGAGUUUGUUAGCCAUUUGGGUAAGAAACUGCUCUUGCCUGGAGUGCUUGAUGUUAUGCUUUAUGAACUGUACAUGCAGGACCCACAGAGAAAUGACUCCUGAACUUGCCUAAAGGUGAGACAAUACUUCAGGGUUCCAGCUUCAUGAAAGAGUGUACUAGACAUUCUGCAGGAUACAGAAGAAAGUGACUUGCAAGCUAUCAAUAUAGGCAGAACUGUCUUUGAAAUUUCCUGCUUCAUGGAAAAGUCUACCGAAUACUAAUGUGCCUGGAGGAUGAAGAUGGAUGCUUCAAUGUUACAGAAGAACUUUGGGUGACUGUCCAGGCAGCAACAUCUCUCUGUAAUUUCUAGAGUUUUAGAAGUUAAUUACAAUGCACUUCCUGUUUGCUCAGGUAAUAUUAUAUCCUUCUGGAGUCUUUAAUGAAGUUGAAUAAUAGAUAGAAAAUAGGUAUUAAUAUUGUAACUGUAAUUCUUGCUUUAUAACUAUUUUGUUACAUGUAAUCUUACUAUUUUAAAGUUAAAACUUUCCUUUUUAUUUAAAUAGAAAAGGGGAGGUGAUGUGGAAUUCCCCUCUGUAUGAUGUGACUACCAUUGGUGAAUAAAGAAACUGCUUUGAGCCUAUAGCAGAGCAGGGCAGAACUUAGGUAGAUGAAGAAAACUAAACUAAAUGCUGGGAGGAAGAAAACAGAGUCAGAGAGAAGCCAUGUAGCCUCGCCAGAGACAGACGCCAGAACUUUAACCAAUAAGCCACAGCCGCAUGGCAAUACACAGAUUAAUAGAAAUGGUUUAAAUUAAUAUGUAAGAGUUAGCCAAUAAGAAUCUAGAGCUAAUGGGCCAAGCAGUGAUUUAAUUAAUACAGUUUCUGUAUGGUUAUUUCAGUUCUGGGUGGCUGGGACAAACAAGCAGCCUCCUUACAACACACAGAGAGACUGAAGCAGCAAACAUAGGGCCUGCAUGAAUCUGCCCAUGUCCUCUAAGUAUAUAUUAUAGCUUUUAGUUUGAUAAUUUUAUGGAACUUCUAAGUGUGUAAAUGAGUGAAUCUCUGAUUCUUGUGCCUGCUUGUUUCUCUUUUUCUUUCAUUGGUGUCUGGCCCAGCCUUGAUAUGAUGAUUUUGUUUUAUA
Chionomys nivalis (European snow vole) is the source of this 5724-nucleotide messenger RNA. Its product is annotated as olfactory receptor 7C2-like. The transcript has 4 exons. Gene Ontology annotation, cellular component: membrane. NCBI's taxonomy places the organism in Eukaryota, Metazoa, Chordata, Mammalia, Rodentia, Cricetidae. The coding region runs from base 238 to 1200 and encodes 320 amino acids. The record is from RefSeq and is a predicted model, not a curated record. Gene Ontology annotation, biological process: G protein-coupled receptor signaling pathway. Gene Ontology annotation, molecular function: olfactory receptor activity; G protein-coupled receptor activity.